AUGCAUCACUACCCGCCAUCCUCGCCACCUCCAUACCCUGGCACCCCACAAUCGUGGCGUUUUCCAAUAUCAGAUUUCCUGUCGAACGAGAUGCCGAGUAACGCAUCUUAUUACGACAUUUUAUUUGGUGCUGAAGUAGGGGCGAGGGCCAAAGGCAACCCUCUCUCAAAACCGACAGCGCCCAUCAUUCCCUUGAGGGCAGUAAGGCGCUCAUCUAUUUAUCGACCCUCGAAGGCAGAAAACAGGGCAGCUCGUAUCAUUGGAGGGCGGGUGAUCGAAGAUGUUGUUCGAGAUGUCGACGCAAGCGAGAUGAAGGCUCAGCAUCCUCCUCCCAUGAAAGAGGAGGAGAUGAUAGACCACCUUGCCACACACCUCACGGUUCCGAAUGCAUCGCACAAAUUCCUCGCUACGCCACUCCUACAUCUUCGAGCCUAUUUUGUCCACCGAAAGAAGUCUAGGAGACGGGACAGUCAAGAUCCCAUGACUCCUCUGAUCUGGAGCAACGAAAUCAUGGAGGAGAAAGACGCCACUGAUCGCGUUUCGUUCUCAACAGCGAGGGCCAGGGAGAGUACCAUCAACUACGCAGAUAGAAAAGUAGCUCCGUAUAACGGGUAUAGUUUGGACGAGGCGACAAAGGAGGCGCUGCGCGUUGCGAGAAUAUUAAGCCGAGAUUGGACGUUUGAACCCCUGCAUAGUCACUCCCUUCAUUAG
Molecule: messenger RNA, 711 nt
Organism: Cyclocybe aegerita
Lineage: Eukaryota; Fungi; Basidiomycota; Agaricomycetes; Agaricales; Hemipholiotaceae
Source: the annotation of a GenBank genome assembly